Spirodela intermedia is the source of this 577-nucleotide messenger RNA. Lineage: Eukaryota; Viridiplantae; Streptophyta; Magnoliopsida; Alismatales; Araceae. The record is from the annotation of a GenBank genome assembly.
AUGGCGACGGUGGAGGUUCUUCAGGCUGACUCUGCGCAUUCCUUCUAUCGUCCUGGUAGUUCUUCUAGGGGAAGGCUAAUGCUAGAGAUUUGUGUUCGACGUGAUCAUCCGUCCACAGGUGCAAUCUGCAGCGGCGGCGCUGCCGGAGGCCAGCCCGGGGGAGCCCCUGAUCGAGGCGACUAAGGAGGAGCCGCCGCCCGUAGAAUCGACCAAGGAGGCGGCGCCGCCGGUGGAAUCGGCGUCCGACGAGCCGGCGGACGAACCAGUGGCCGCCGAAGACAACGUGGUCGAGGAACCGGCGGUGGAGGAGGCCGAAACGAAGGAAGUAACGGCGGAGGAGGCCGAAACAAAGAAAGAAACAGCGGAGGAGGCCGAAACGAAGAAAGAAACGGCGGAGGAGGCAUCGGAGAGUGCAGAGGAAGCGGCGCCGGAGGCGACAGUCGACCCAGUUCCUCAGCCGGACCCUGCGUCGCCUCCGGUGGCCUCCGAGGAGGAGGUGGAGGAAGAGGAGAAGAAAACACUCCCACCCGUCGUCGCCGGAGAAGAAGCUCCACCAGCGGUUGCCGGCGAGGAGUAG